AUUUUCAGUGCCUCCGGGACGAGAAUAGACGUCAACCUUGGCUGCUAUUUAAAGAGAACAGGAAAAUAAUAUUACUUUAUUUUAUUACUUGCUACUGGAUUUUUCGGAGAGUGGGAAGUGGGGUAAAUGCACUAGAGACACUCAUCAGGCGUGGUUUCCUUCCUAUGUUUACCUUCGUCUUCAGCAUACGCAUUCUAGAGGUAUAGGCACAUGCAAAGCACUCCGUUUGUUCACCCAGCUAGAGCUCAAGUUUUUCCCAUUAGGAUCAAAUAGAAUGGAUUCUUUUAGUCAAACAAUCUUGUUUUUCAUGUUAAUUUCACCCUGUGUGGGAACUGUACAACGCUGCGCCUGCUCCAAAAACGCUAAAGGUUUUUCAAAUAUCAACCAAAUGCCAGUGGACUUUCAAACGGCUCGUGAGAACUGCAAAGAACAGGGUGGACAAUUAAUGUCUGUCCGAUCGAAGGAAUCAAAUGACGUUGUCGGAUUCCUUCUUGAUAAUAUGAUAGGAAACUUUUGGAUAGGGUUGUAUCUCCCAGAGGGUACGUGUUCAAGUAACACAAGUUUAUUACGCGGAUACAAGUGGACCAGCGGUGCGCAAAGCACGGGAUUCGCCAACUGGGCGAGCGAAAGCAUGGAAUGUUCCCCACUCUGCGUUUCCGUCUCCAGCGACAGAAGAUGGGUGGAGAGAUCGUGCAGUGAAAAGCUGGACGGAUUUUUGUGUGAAAGUAAUCAAAGAAACCUUUGCAAGGGAAGUGGCUCAUCCAGUGUGGUCAUCCUGGACAAUGCGCAGUGCAUGUACGCGCCCUGUGAACAUAAAUGUACUCCUGUCCCUUUUGGAUACACAUGCUCAUGUAGAAAUCGAUUCGUUCCUAAUGAAAAAGAUCCACGUCUCUGCGACGUCUUCUGCGCAUCUUCAGUUUGUGAUGCUUUCUGUUCAAGAGACGGAUCUUGCUGGUGUCCGGCUGGUUUUGUUAAAAGCGGAACCAACUGCGAGGAUAUAGACGAAUGCGAGUCGAACCAUGAUUGUGCACAGAUAUGCGAAAAUAUCAUAGGAAGUUAUAAAUGUGCUUGCCAUGAUCCGUUUAUCCUCGUUAACGGAACUGAAUGCACCCUCACAUUACCAUCAGAUAAAGUACCGAGAACACCGUCCUCGAAUUACUUAGCCAUGGGGUCUCUUUCGACCCCAGGAGAGUACGCUGGGCUGAUCAUAUUCAUACUAGUGGCUGUUUUUGCUGUGUUGUUUCUGGUGCGUUAUUUGCGCAGUCGUAAAAACGCUGCACAAGAAUGCAAUCCGCCAGAAUAUGCUGAGUUUCAAGAAAGUGUCUCCAAAACAUAAAUGCUAUACUUUUUAAAUGAAUGUUGAGACGUAAUACCUCAAUGUGUAAAACAGUUUUUACUUAAAAAUGUGGUUAAAGAUUGUGUCGUGUUACAGAGAAUAAUUUUGCCAUGUUAACCAACCCAUAUGAGUGGGUCAAAGUAUAUAAAUGUGUAUACAAAUAAAAAGAUGCUUCUUUAUUUCUUA
This is a messenger RNA of Triplophysa dalaica, 1522 nucleotides long. Its product is annotated as thrombomodulin. The transcript has a single exon. The record is from RefSeq and is a predicted model, not a curated record. Gene Ontology annotation, biological process: cell migration. Lineage: Eukaryota; Metazoa; Chordata; Actinopteri; Cypriniformes; Nemacheilidae. Gene Ontology annotation, molecular function: calcium ion binding; extracellular matrix protein binding; extracellular matrix binding. Gene Ontology annotation, cellular component: external side of plasma membrane; extracellular matrix. Bases 275 to 1336 code for a protein of 353 amino acids.